AAAACAACAACAGACUAGAAGCUGAGUGAGCCGCCAUGUUUCGGCCUCAUGUUGCUGUGUUGGGUAACAUCCGGGUACAUUAUGUAAUAACAAACUCACACUGCUGCGAUCUGAUUGGCUCGUUCACUUGGCCGUUAUUGUUUCUAACCAAUGAGAACCAAGAGCCCGGUCACACGGCCUACAACCAGCCAAUGGGGCUUCACUGACGUCAGGUUAUCAUUCCGUGUGACGCAUGAGGCCGUCCGUUAACAGUUACCAGUCGCCAUCUUGUGCGUCGUCUCUAACGGGCGGAUCACGACGCCGAGACGAACCGGCUGAGUUACACCCCACUACCCGGGUAUCGGUCACCAGCAGUUAGCUGGAGGAGUUGAUGGACUGCCUGCUACUCGCUGGGUAUGGUACUGUAGGUCUGAGCUGCUCGGAGAUGGAGGAUAAAGCCGGGAGAGAAGACGCCUGCGGAGACUACCAGUCCUCUCUGGAAGACCUGACAUUCAACAGCAAGCCGCACAUCAACAUGCUCACCAUCCUGGCGGAGGAAAACCGGCACUGCGCCAAGGAUAUCGUCGCUAUUAUUGAAGCGCAAAUAAGCAAGGCCCCAUCUGCCGAGAAGCUUCCAGUUUUGUACUUAGUGGAUUCCAUAGUGAAGAAUGUUGGAGGAGAGUACCUUGCAGUGUUUGCUAAAAACCUAAUCACUUCAUUUAUAUGUGUCUUUGAAAAGGUGGAUGAAAACACUAGAAAGAGUCUGUUCAAGUUGAGAUCGACGUGGGACGAUGUGUUUCCUCUGAAGAAACUGUACGCGCUGGAUGUCCGGGUCAACUCUGUGGACCCGGCAUGGCCCAUCAAGCCGUUGCCGCCCACCGUCAACGCCAGCGCCAGCAUUCACGUCAACCCCAAGUUUUUAAAACAGUCUGAGGAGGCGCCCUCUCCGCAGCCUGCGCCCACUCAGCCGCCGGCUCCGCCGCCACCACCGGCGCCGCCCGCUCCCCAGCCGGUCCCGGUCCCGGUCCCGGUCCCCGUCGUCAGCCCGUCCAGCCUGACCCAGGAGCAGCUGAUCCGACAGCAGCUGCUGGCCAAACAGAAACAGCUUCUGGAGCUUCAGCAGAAGAAGAUCGAGCUGGAGCUGGAGCAGACCAAAGCACAGCUGGCGGGUGGAUUUGUGAUCCCGACUCCGGUCUCCACUGCAGCACAGAGCAUGUCGGCGAAGACCACCAGCCAACCUGCUCCCGUGGUCCGACCGUGGAUCCCUCCUCAGACGCAGACGGACGCUAAAUCGACCACCAGAGACCCCCGUCUGAACCGCACCGGCCCGCCGGCUGCCUCCCAGUCCAAAGAGCAGCCUGCCGGGAAGAAAGAUGGCCCCGCCACAACAGGAAGUCCUGCGCUGACACCUGAGAAAUCCACCCGGCCAGACAAGGUCCGGACACCGAGGAAAGAAGUGUCAGAGGAGAAGCCCAAGUUGAAGCCGCCAUCUCCGAUGGUCAAAAGCGUCCAGAGUAAAAACAAACAGACGGAGGCCGAGACUCAGAAGUCGGCUGACGGCACGAAGAAAGAUCCCAGGCUGAAGAAACGCACGCAGGACAAGACCGUAGAAUCCAAAGACGAGGACGUGAAGGAGAAGAAACGCUGCACCGACAAGAAGGAGCGAGAGGAGGCGGCGGCCCGAGUUGCCGAUCUUCAGAGGUUCAACAAGGGCAAGAUGGUGAACGGCUCGGUGCCCAAACACGACCGCGCCGAGUCCGCAGAGAAGCCCGAGUUCAAGACCGGAGGCAACGCCCGGACACAUGCCAGGAAACGCACCCGCUCGCGGUCCAGGUCCCGCUCCCCCGCCUCCUCCCCGAAGAGGAAGGACAGGCCCAAAAGCAGAGCCAGGAGCAGCUCCUUGUCCCCGUUACCGUCGCACAAACUCGGCAAACCCAGGAGGGUCCGCGCAGACGAACCGGAGCACGGCAAGCCUGGCCGAGGGGACCGGCUCGUGCUCAAGAAGAACCAGUCGGAGAGCAGGAGGUCAAAGAGGCCGGCGGAGGACCGGCACUCCGAGUCCAGAGACUCUCAUUCUCCACGGAGCCACGACGGCGGCGGAGGGGAGGUCAAGGAGGCUCCUCACCGCUGGAGGAGCGGCUGGGAGGAGAACAAACAUCCAAAGCUGCCGGAGGAGUCUCACGUGAAGCCGGCACCUCAGAGACACAAACAGCAGUACGGCACCCCGACUCGCCCCACCACCCCCCGAACCCCCAAGCACCGCCUCAGCGUGGACGCCAACCUGCAGAUACCUGAAGCCCUCAACACCGCCUCCAAGAAGGACCUGCUCCGGAGGGCCAGUAAGCGUCUGGAGAGCGGUGAGAUUUCCCAGGAGGACUUCCUGAACAUGGCCCACCAGAUCAAACACUUCUUCCAGUACCAGGAGGAGAAGCAGCGCUCCGACAGCUGGGACGACGACGGCGAAUUCUCCGCCAAGAAACUGCUGGCCUCGCCCACCGCCGCUCAGCCGCGGCCCCCCCGAGACCGCAUGGACCCGGCGGAGGUGUCGUACUACGAACACAAGCUCAAACUGAGGAAGACUCAGGUCGCCCACCGAGCCGCCGGGGAGGAGUGGGAAGGCGAGGAGAGCCCGGAGGAGGGGGUCGAGGAAGCGGGGCAGGGUGAGAAGAGCCCCGGACAACCGCUAGCACAUAAAUACAGCCGGGCGCCACGGGAGAGGCAAGGUGAGAGGAGGAGUAAAGAGCGCGAGGAGCCGCGGCCGCCGCUCGGCCCCAUGAUCGAGGAGUACAACCACGGUAAAGAGUUCCCCACCCUGAAAGCUCUACCGGGCCUUCGCUUCAGGAGGAGAGCCGACCCCAGAGAGCCCAGUGAGAGAGAGUGGACCUCGCCGCUGACGGAACGGCAGCGCUUAGACGAACACGAGGAGCCAAAGAGCGGCUACGACGCUCCGCGGAGGUACGGCCCAGCCGCCGACUCCAGGAACCAGCAGGGCCCCCCGCUGCCCGGCACCGUGGUCCACAGGAAGUCUCCGAGCCCGGCCGGUCUGGACGCGCCAACGCCUCGGUUUGAGCGUGAGCGCCUGUCGCCCUUACACCAGAAAGACUCGGCAGAGAUGAGCCCGAUCCCUCGCUUCGAGAGCCCCAACAGCGAGCACUCGGACGACGGGCCCCUCAACCUGGGACCCCCCCCACCUCCGCUUCCCCCCAAAUCCAUCCUCAAGGCGCCGUCCCGCGUCGGACAGCUGUCCUCCGUCCGACAGCACAGCGAGUCCCCCGGACACACACCUCCGCAUGACGGAGGACACCCCCCGCCCCGGUACGACGGGCCCGGACACAUGGGCCCCUCCAGACCACAGCCUCCCGGGUGGUACGAAGGCGGCGGCCCCGGGCGCUACGAUGACUCGUCCCGGUUUGAAGGGCCUCACCACCAGGGUCCCGGCAGGUUCGACGGUGGCGUUCCGCCUCAUCACAACAUGCCAGAGAGGUUUGACGGACCCCACAUGUCUCACGGUCCAAUGAGAGGCGGAGACGGUAUGGGCCGCUUCGACGGUCCACCUCACCCUCAGGGGCCCAGGAGGUUUGAUGGUCCUAUUGGUCAGCAGCCCCCGGUGAGGUUUGAGGGCCCGGGGCCCGGACCGGGUCAUUUUGAGGGCCCUAUGCAGCGCUUUGACGCACCGCGGCGCUUUGAGAACAACAUGGCUCCCGGUCCCGGAUCUGGACCGAUGGGCUUCCAGCAGCAGCGGCCCAUGCGCUUCGACGGCCCUCCAAACCAGAUGGGCCCGAUGAGGUUUGACGGUCCGAUGCACUUUGAGGCCCCCGGUCAGCCCGUACCCAGGUUCGACAUACCCAACGUGCCCCAUCAGGGCGGGCCCCCACUCUACGAGUGUCCCCCCGGCCAGCAGGGCCUGCGGUUCGCUCCCCAACACAACCUGCAGCAGCCCAUGAGGCCGAUGGCCCCGCCCCACUACGACAACCCCAUCGCCCCCCCGCAGAACUUCAACAUGCCCCCCCAGCGCUUCCCCGAGCCCAUAAACACUCAGUUCUCCGCCGGGCCGAUGGCGUUCUCCGCUCAGCCCAACCUGCAGCCGGCAGGAAACUUCAACAUGCAGCCGGCGCCACCGUUCAACCAGCCGGGACCCGCCCCCUUCUACAACCCCGCUGACCCCGCUGGCGCCAUGCAGCAGCCGGUCAACAUCUUGGGGAACCUCAGCCAGCCCUUCCUGCCUUCGAACCCAGUGCCUUUCGGACAGCAGAUUGGACAGGUCGCCCCUCCAGAGAACCACUUCGGUCAGGUCGACGUCAACGACCUGCUGACCAAACUCAUCUCCAACGGCAUCAUCAAACCCUCGCAGCCCGACGCCGCUCCGACCCCCAGCGCCGAACCGAGUUCAACACCUCCGACAGCUCCUCCGCCCGUGGUGGUGGAGGAGGAGGAAGAGGAGUUAGAGGUGGAGGAGGAGGACGAAGAUCUCCCAGACCUCACCGGCUUCAAAGUCGAUGACAUGAAACCGCGUUACGAGAGCGUGGUGACCAAGCUGUACUCAGGGAACCAGUGCUGCCUGUGCAGCAUGAGGUUCACUGCCGCUCAGACCGACCUGUACGCCGACCACCUGGACUGGCACUUCAGGCAGAACCACGCCGGCAAGGUCGCCAGCAAGAAGAUCACACACCGCCGCUGGUACUACGGCCUCAGGGACUGGGUCGAGUUCGAGGAGAUCGCCGACCUGGAGGAGCGAGCCAAGAGUAAUUUCUUUGAGAAGGAGAGCGAGGAGGAUCUUCAGAAGAGCCAGGCGGCGCAGAAGGAGAAGGAGUUCCAGAGUGUGAAAGCCACCAAAGACCAAGUGGGAGAGUCGUGUGAAAUCUGUCAGGAGGCGUUUGAGACGUACUGGGUGGAGGAGGAGGAGGAUUGGUUCCUGAAGGACGCCCUCAGGGUGGACGAAAAGAACUUCCAUCCCGCCUGUUUUGAAGAUUAUAAAAAUACGUCGUCGUACCUCGACGUCACGCCGUCGCCCAACAAGCUGCUCACUGAUCACCCGCUGAGCGCCUUCAUAAAGACCGAAGAGGAGGAGGAGGGCGCUUCCUGUGUUGUUGCCGCCGCCGCUGCUGCUGCUUCCGCUGCGGCUGCUGCCAUCGCCGCCGCCGCUGCCUCAGUCAAACAGGAAGUGAAGACUGAGGCGUGCGAGCUCCCUGAUGUGAAAGAAGAGGAAGAGGAGGUUUUAACAGACGAAGUGCAAUGUGACGAGAACAAAGCGUAAAGCUCCACGUUUUCUUUGUUUUUUAGAAGAAACGUUGAUUUUAGCGUGCGGAGGCGGCGUCCUCCUCAGCGACAAUAACUUGAAUACAUUUUUGUAUUUGGAUCGUGCGCGACCAUUUCAGGUCUCCUGUUUCUCUGUGAAUUAAUUUAAAGAACAACUGUUGUGUUUCCUUUUGGCUCAGAGAUGUAAAUGAUUUAAUUUAUAAAUUAAAGUAUUUUUGGUAUCUCUGGUGUGGAACAGCUGCUGUGUGCUUCCUGUUGACGCUCUGUAAAUACUUGAUUAUUGAUUAUUGAUUAUCGACGGGUAGUUUCAGGUGUUUAAAGGUAAGCAUCAUCCGAUCGGACGACGGAAGACUCCGCCUGCUCUCCACCGAUCGUUUCUCCGGAGGAUCCGAGUCGUCGUCUCCUUUUUGUUUCUCGUUGUUUUCUUCAAUAAAAGAGUCUGAAACUAGUUUGUGUGAAGCUGAUUUCACUUUUCUGUCAUUUAGGUUCAAACGUACAAAUCAAAUAAAGGUUCUAGUUGAUU
Sebastes umbrosus (honeycomb rockfish) is the source of this 5758-nucleotide messenger RNA. RefSeq names its product PCF11 cleavage and polyadenylation factor subunit (gene pcf11). Lineage: Eukaryota; Metazoa; Chordata; Actinopteri; Perciformes; Sebastidae. Gene Ontology annotation, biological process: termination of RNA polymerase II transcription. Gene Ontology annotation, cellular component: mRNA cleavage factor complex; cytoplasm. The record is from RefSeq and is a predicted model, not a curated record. Gene Ontology annotation, molecular function: RNA polymerase II complex binding; mRNA binding.